UUUUUAUACCAACUCUUUUAUCGGCUGUCUUGUGUCUCCGCUAUCAAAUCCAGAAUUUCAGCUUGAGGUAUCGGGUCAAUAAGGAAACCUGGUGCAAGAAGUUUGAAUUUCAACUUAUAUAAUAGUCAAUGUAAGAUUAUAUGCUUCGUUAACAUUACAAGGAAGAGUAAUAUAUUUCUUAUUGAUGGUCAAGUCAAUCUAUAGGGCGCAGAAACCGUGUUUUCGUCAUGCAUUUUUCAACAUAAUGAUUUUAGUGUUCAUGAUUAGGCCAGGUUUAGCUGUUCCUUAAAAGGGAAAAGGUAUAUUACAUUGCAAGUUGUGUAAAAUACACUAGGAUAUUUCUAGGUGAAAGCUUAGUUGGUCUAUGUCCUAGUCCUUAUCAUAUGUAAAAUAGAAAAGGUUGGAACAAAAUGAACAAACCUACUGGGAAAAUCUAUGGAAAGAUUUAGAGUUGUCUUUGUUUGCAUCUUUCUUUUGAUUUCCCCUGUACGAAUCUCUGCCAUAUCGGCGACUCUUACCCCUGGUCAGUCGAUAAGAGAUGGAGAAACUUUGGUUUCAGCUGAGGGAAAUUUUGAACUGGGAUUUUUUAGCCCAGGUAGUUCAAAUAAUAGGUACCUGGGGAUAUGGUACAAAAAAACAUCCCCUGGAACUUCUGUGUGGGUGGCCAACAGAGAAAAACCAAUCGUGGAUCGGCUAGGAGUGUUAAAUGUAACUGCUCAAGGAGUUCUUGUGCUGUUCAAUAGUACUAAUUAUGCUGUUUGGUCAUCUAAUGUCUCAAGAACUGCCCAGAACCCUGUUGUUCAGCUCUUGGAUUCGGGAAACCUUGCUGUAAAAGAUGGGAAUGACAGCAUCCCGGAUAACUUUUUGUGGCAGAGUUUUGAUUAUCCGAGUGAAACCUUACUUCCAGGGAUGAAGUGGGGAAAAAAUUUGGUGACUGGUCUUGAUAGGUAUAUAUCACCUUGGAAGAGUUCAGAUGAUCCUGCUCGAGGUGAUUUUGCAUUUCGGUUGGAUCCUCGUGGUCGUGGAUAUAACCAAAUGCUGCUUAUGAGGGGGCUUACAAUUCUGUUUAGAACCGGUACAUGGAAUGGUUUCCGUUGGGGGGGAGUCCCUGACACGGUAUCGAAUACUGUGUACAGAGAACAAUUUGUUUCAACUGCCAAUGAGUCCUAUUACAGGUUUGAUCUUCUAAACAGUUCAAUUCCAUCAAGGUUGGUGAUAAGUCCAGCAGGCAUACCACAGCGCCUCACAUGGAUACCUCAAACGAAUCUUUGGGCACCCUACUCUGUAGUGCAGAUCGAUCAGUGUGACACUUACACCUUGUGUGGUGUCAAUGGUAUCUGCAGCAUCAAUGACCAAGCUGUUUGUUCAUGCUUGGAAAGUUUCGUACCCAAGACUCCUGACAGAUGGAACAGUCAAGAUUGGUAUGGUGGUUGUGUUAGACGAACUCAAUUAGGUUGUAAUAAUGGAGAUGGAUUUCUGAAGCACACUGGUGUCAAAUUGCCAGACAUGUCUGAUUCCUGGGUGAAUACUAGCAUGAGCCUAAAUGAAUGUGGGGAUAUGUGCCUUUCAAACUGUUCGUGUGUGGCCUACUCAAAUUCAGAUAUUAGAGGAGGAGGAAGUGGCUGCUACCUUUGGUUCAGUGAGCUCAAGGACACUAAACAACUACCGCAGGGUGGGGAAGAUCUCUACAUACGAAUGGCUGCUUCAGAACUACGUAGUUAUGAAAAGAAAAGAAGUUCGAGCAGGAGGAAGCAUAGGAGAAUCAUUGUUGGCAUAUUAAUUCCUUCUGUGGUCGUGCUUGUACUAGGAUUGAUCCUGUACAUGAGGAGAAAGAAUCCUAGAAGACAAGCCUUCACGCCAAGCAUCCGCAUUGAGAAUUACAAGGAUGAAAGCGACAGGAAGGAUGGCAUGGAGUUACCGGCGUUCGAUUUUACCACUAUAGAAUAUGCCACCGAUUGCUUUUCAUUCAAUAACAAACUGGGAGAAGGUGGUUUUGGAUCUGUAUACAAGGGAACAUUGAGUGAUGGACAAGAAAUAGCGGUGAAAAGGCUUUCAAAGGAUUCUGGACAAGGACUAACAGAGUUCAAAAAUGAAGUUAUAUUGAUUGCCAAACUUCAGCACCGCAACCUUGUCAAGCUUCUUGGUUGUUGCAUUGAAGGAAAUGAAAGAAUGUUGAUCUAUGAGUACAUGCCUAAUAAAAGCUUGGACAACUUUAUAUUCGAUCAAACAAAUACAAACAAACUUGAUUGGCAAACACGCCUCAACAUAAUUGGCGGCAUUGCCAGAGGGCUUCUUUAUCUUCACCAAGACUCUAGAUUGAGGAUUAUACAUAGGGAUCUCAAGGCCAGCAAUGUGCUUCUAGAUGAUUCUAUGAACCCAAAAAUUUCAGACUUCGGCAUGGCCAGAACAUUCGGGGGAGAUCAAAUAGAGGCGAAUACUAGUAGGAUUGUUGGAACAUAUGGCUAUAUGUCUCCCGAGUAUGCGGUCGAUGGGCUCUUCUCAAUCAAAUCUGAUGUCUUUAGCUUUGGCGUUUUAGUACUUGAGAUAGUGAGUGCGAAGAAAAACAGAGGAUUUUUCCACCCUGAUCACAACCAUAACCUUCUUGGACAUGCAUGGAGACUUUGGAAUGAAGGGAGGCCACUGGAGCUCAUGAAUAAAAAGACUGAUGACUCUUCCUCUUUGUCUAAAGUUAUAAGAUGCAUUCAGGUCGGUCUGCUAUGCGUGCAACAACGACCUGAAGACAGGCCAAGCAUGUCAACUGUGGUUGUAAUGUUGAGCAGUGAGAUCUCAUUGCCGCAGCCAAAACAGCCUGGUUUUUACACAGAGAGAAGUUUCUCUGAACAAGAAACUUCAUCAAGUAGUAUAAGAUCAGCUUCUAGGAAUAACAUCAGCUUUACAGUGUUUGAACCGCGGUAGAAAAUCACUUGACAAAAGAAGGGUGUCGGAUAAGAACACAUCCUUUCCUGUAAUGAUCUUUACCAAAAUACUGAAUGUAUCUAAUUUCUCUUUUCCAUCAGUAAAUUUUGAGGAUUUUCUCAUCA
This is a messenger RNA of Populus nigra (black poplar), 3041 nucleotides long. RefSeq names its product G-type lectin S-receptor-like serine/threonine-protein kinase At4g27290. The coding region runs from base 436 to 2916 and encodes 826 amino acids. Gene Ontology annotation, biological process: protein phosphorylation; recognition of pollen. Gene Ontology annotation, molecular function: protein serine/threonine kinase activity; ATP binding. The record is from RefSeq and is a predicted model, not a curated record. The transcript has 7 exons. Lineage: Eukaryota; Viridiplantae; Streptophyta; Magnoliopsida; Malpighiales; Salicaceae.